This is a messenger RNA of Pelobates cultripes (western spadefoot toad), 21231 nucleotides long. The record is from the annotation of a GenBank genome assembly. Lineage: Eukaryota; Metazoa; Chordata; Amphibia; Anura; Pelobatidae.
GGAGAAAUGAGGCCAUGUGCAGUGUAAAUACAUAUAGUUGACUGUAACAAAGGCCUCCUGGUACAGAAAGCUGCACUUAUCUGCUUCAAUCAGAUUAGGUAUUGGGCGGUACCUCUUUACAUGUUUUAGUCUCUCUCAUACAUGACGUAUUCAAUGCUACCAGAGUAAAAACACUGCAUCUCAACAGCUCGGAUACUCAAUGUGCAGGCUGAUCUUCAAACUUCAUCCUCUUUAGUGUAUUCAAGGUGACAAUGGCUGUAACUAUCUGUCAGUGCCUGGGAUUCGUAAUCUCAGCUGUUGGGGUGGCUGGAAUAAUUGCGGCAACAGUCAUGAACCAAUGGAGUACCCAGGAUAUGUACGAUAACCCAGUAACUGCGGUCUUCAACUACCAAGGCUUGUGGCAAACCUGCGUUAAGGAAAGCUCUGGGUUCACUGAAUGCCGAUCAUAUUUUACCAUCCUGGGAUUACCAGGUGAGAGCAAAAGUUUCAAUUUGCUUCUAAGCUUAAUGUAUUGAAUUCAUGUAAAUGUGGCUGCAGAAUGCAUGGAUUUAACUAUACCUAUAUCUUCUGUGAUUCAGAAAAGCUGGGGCAUGGUAUAUUGACUCCAUGUGUGAUCUUGUGCUUCAGAUUGUAAGACAAACAAGAAAAACAGCAUUAAAAGAUCACUAACUAGCCACUGUUAGGGCUUACCUAAUUCCAUAUCAUGUGGUUCAUGAGUGGUCCUAGGAGUUACUAUACGGUGAAGUGACCAAAAUUCACUAAGACACAUAAAUGCAAUGACUAUAAUUUUAGUUUUCAGAUCGUAAUAAAAUAGAAAGCAAAUUUAAGGGGUUGGGUUUGAUAUGUGGAAUUAGAAAUUCUAAAGAAAGUCAAUUGUUCAGUAGGCCUAAACAUCUGAGAACAGAGCACAUCCUACACAAAGGCCUGUGACAAACAGAGGAUUCUGUCAAAUAAAAUUGCUCAUUACAUAAGUACACUCAUGGUAAUAGGUGGUCCUCUUUACAGACCAUGUUAAGGUGAUAAAGCUAAGAAGAGUAAUGUUUAAACCUUCAGUUCCACAAGGUUCUUAUAUAUAAUUUUCCCUUUCAUUAACACUUCAAUGUUCAAGCGCAAUACACUAUAGUUCACCCAUUGUUCAGCACUGCAGAAUUUAUUGGCACUAUAUAAAUAAUAACUAUUAUUGGAUAGAAUGUUUAUUUAAAUCUGAAUAGCGAGCAAUAUACUUUCAUUGAAAAUUUUUUGAUGUUUGUGUGCAAAUGUUUCUUCUUGUUUAUUCAUUCAAAUGAUGUAAUUUAUAGGUUGCAUUCAAUGAACAGCUCUUAACAUUAUUAAAUUACACAUUUAUCCACUAUAUAGUUAGUUACAGGUGAGCUGGCAACCAAGUUGCAACACUGAAUAGAAAAUAAAAAAAAAUAAAAACAUUCACCAACCUAAUUAAUUAAAUCCAAAUUUACCCCAACUGCUUUUCAAAAUGUCAUUAUUUCUAGACCAGUGGUGGUUAACUCUGGCAAGCAGUUUUCUUUUUGUUUUUUUUAACUAUAUUUCCAAUGAUUCGCAACUAGCUGAAUGUUUGAUUUUUUUAAAUAAUAUUCUGUAUGGUUCUUAGCCGAACUGAACAUUUUGGUAAGUAGGUAGAAUUAGCUAUUCGAAACAUGACAUAUGUAACAAAAAAACAAACAGUUUUUAUUAUUAUUACUGGUAUUUAUAUAGUGCCAGCAUAUUCUGUAGCACUUUACAAUAUUAUCAAAGGGAGAGAUUUAACAAUAAAUGAGAUAAUUACAAAAACUUACAGGAACAAUAGGUUGAAGAGGGCCCUGCUCAAACGAGCUUACAGUCAAUAGGAGAUGGGGCGUAAAAAACCCAAAAGGACAGGAGGUAGCAAUCAAACUAGGUGGAGUGAAGCAGAGCUGAAGGAGAGAAUAUAGUGCUGCCGUUUAGGAGAGAGCAAGGGAUAGGUAAGUGAGGUAGAGGUUACUCUGGAAGGUCAUAAGCUUUCCUAAGGAGAUGGGUUUUGAAGCAGUUUUUAAAUGAUUGAAGACUAGGGAAGAGCUUGAUGGUCGUAGGCAGGCUAUUCCAAAGGAAAGGAGCCACCCUCGAAGUCCUGCAAGCGUGAGUUGGCUCUAUGGGUUCGAGCAGCAGACAGGAAAAGGUUAUGGGCAGAGCGGAGAGACCGAGAAGGGGCAUAUCUGUGGAUCAGUGAAGAAAUAUAGGAGGGGUUAGAAUUGGUCAGUGCUUUAUAGGUAUAGAUUAGUACUUUGAAUAUACUAUUGUUCACUGAAUUUCUACAUGCAUGCACAAUUAAUGAGAAGCACAUAUUAUAACAUAUUAACAUAUUACAUAUUAACCCCACUGCUCUAUGCAUUCAUGAUUGAACUAAUAUAUUGAAACAUAUCUGCAGUUAUAAUAAUAAUCAAAAUAAAGUUAUAAUUGGUAGCAGAAGUGACGUUGCUUUUUAUUUUAUUUUAUAGUCAAUAUAAUUUCACUUUAGAAUUGUCAUAAUAAUAUUUUCGCAUUCACUUUUUUCUCUCUCUGAUUAAAUUUGAGACAUGAUCUUAGUAACACAGAAAUGAAGGGUAACUAAAUGUGUCUAUCUUCCAUGGCCUGUUUUAGGAAUGACAAGGUAGUGAAUUGUUUAAAGUCAGGCGUAGUAACAGCUCUGGAGCAAACUGUCCAGGUUAGUUAUUUAGAAAGGCUGAACUUGAUGGAGGCAAGUCUCUUUUCGACUAUGUGACAAUGUAACACAGAGAUUUGUUUGCAACUUCUCAUAUUUGCAAGAAACUCACUUUGCUCAAUUCUUUCAUGCUAAGUAUGGUUAACAGCUAUUUUUUUUGCUUGGCAUAUAUCUAUUAGGCAUGUUCCCAGAUUUCCUACAAGUGACUGUAUAGAAAAUAAUUAUGCAUAUACUGAUAGCAGCCAAGCAAUUUAUAGUGAGUUCAUUGGAAUCUGUAUUUUCACCUACCCUUUCUACAGUGAUUGUUUAAUGUGUUAUUUCUGGCAAGAGUCUGUAAUGUAUUUAUACACCUUUGAUAUGGUACUGUUAAAAACAAAAAUUCUAUAAUAAUGAUACAUUGGAAAAAAAUAAAACUCGAUUUGUGCCAAAAAUAUUUCACUUGGAAAUAAUUCUGAAAACAGAGCAAGUUGAAUUUCAGGUUGGGCAUUUCUGAUGUCCUUACUUCCCCAAGUCAGCCAUGUUUUCAGUACAACAACUCUGGCCUUAAAUUUGAAAAUCACUUCCAAUUCACUUUGACUUCUGAGGAAAUACCUCUGUUUUUAAAUGAGCUAUGAAUUUCCAACCAUUCUCACCUUGAAUGUGUUUAAAUCAGACGUACAUGUCGAUAGGUGGCAUUUCGAAGAUGAAUGUUGCAUUAACCAAGGGACUACUGAUGCCUACUAACUUCGAUAUUUUGUUCUCUUUAGCUAAUAUUAAAUAAUUUGGCCAUUCAAUCUUUGAAAAGCUGUUUCUAAAAUGUCAGAAUAUUUCCUCUUCUGUCAUAGCCAUGUUGAUGAUAAAUAAUUUUAAAUCUUUCAAGAGUCAUAAAAUCUUGUAAGAUUUUAUAGACGUAGAGACAGUUUAAUAUUUUGUUUGAUUCUUUGAUAUAGUUUUAAGAAACAAAAUCCAGACCUAUAAAAGCAAUAAAACCAGUUGAUUAUCCUAAACUAUUUUUUGCUGAGUGUGGGGGUAUUUUAAGAUCUUAAUAUAAUCCCUAUCCUGUAAUAAACCUCUUCUAAAAAUUACUUCCCUGCGUUUCCCACGCCCCCAUUCUGACAGCCAUCUUUAUGCACCUUUGGUCAGAUUGUCAGACAUGUGACCCAAUGCUCACUAUUUUGCAAUGGUCUGUUGAUUUUCAAAAGCUCCUGAGAAAAUACAUCAGACACAAAGAGCAACUUGUUUUAAAUAGCAACGGACAGCUACAAAACGUUAAGCAUUGACUCAUAAUUGACUAUCCAAUCAAAGGUGCUAAACGCUGGACAGUCAGAAAGGGGGAGUGGAAAAUAGAUACAAUGUAUAUAAUUUAAUUAGAUUACAUUUUUUUUAAAUAACAUGGUAGAUUUGGCCUCAUAUUUAUUCUGUAUUGUUCUCCCUAUUCAAAUAUUUUUAGUUUAACUAAAAGUAAAAAGUUUUGCAGCCUUCAGCAUCUUUACUCUGCCCCCUCUCCCUUUUCCAAAAUGUUUUCCUUUUCACAAAAUGUCUUCCAAGGUAUAUAUGAACUCUUCUCAACCAGUGAUGGAUCAGUUUGCACACAGCCAAUCCCUGUCUUCAUAAAUUAAAUCCACAUUUGUUUACUAGAUUUGGGUGUCGUCCAGUCAUGAAGUGUACAGCUGUUAGCUACUAAAAGCUCAUUGAAGCUAUUGCAGCAGAGGGACUUAAAGGUUUACUCGAAGUACCAUGACUACUUUGCUGAUUGAAGAGGUCAUGGUGUCUGGAAUCUUUAUGUGUAGAGUUUUGCUAUGUAACUCCACCUCCAGCAGCAUCAUUGGGGUGUCAUCAGCCAGCCCGGAACUAGCAUUUCAGGCAAAUGUCAAUUCUGGACAACUUUUAUUGUACAGAAUGUCAGUAAUUUGCUGAGAUCAUUCAGCUGAUGCUCUCAUCCAAUGAAUUCCGAUGGUCAAGAUUAGUUCUGCAGAAGCCAGAAGCACGUCACCAGGACACCAAGGAGCAUUGGAGCGUGGACCCUGAUAAUGGGGAAAACCAUACUAAAUAGUUUUCCCCUUUGACAGGAGGGCUAGGGCACUUCUCGGAUCAUAACCACUACAGAGAUCUGUAGUGGUUAUGAUGAUUGAAGAACCCUUUAAAGUCAGAUGAGGGUACACCCAGAGGGGACAGUAUAGAGCAAUAAAUAGUAAAUACUGUUUGAGUAUUUCCUUCCAUGACAAAGAUAUUUUUCAUGUAACCACAAAGGUCAUAAUUAACAAGAAAUGGUCAUGAUUAGAUCUUUUCAAAUAGACAUUCCUACAUAACGUUAAAGUGAACAUUCCUUGCUUGAUCAACUUGAUUUUGUAUGAGUUAGCUAUAGUUUAUCAAGUUAUCCUAUGGAUCUGAGAUAUAGGAGCAUACAUUGAGCUAUGAAGUAGUUUUAUGUGCUUUUUGCAGCUGCAAAAAAAAAAAGUGAAGUGCAUGAGUAUUUGUUCCUUUCAAUCGACAAAAUAAUUUUACUUCACAACCUGUGAUAAAAUCCAAGAGGUUGCAGUUAAUCUUUUAUGCAAAUACUGCAAAACAAUAAGAGCAAUUAAUUCUAAAUUCCAUAUGCAAUCAGGUGUGCAUUUUUUUUGGGGGGGGGACUGUCUUUGGAAUGACAAAGUAGUGACUUGUUUAAAGUCAGGUGUAGUAACAGCUCUGGAGAAUAAUAUCCAGGUUAAUUAUUGACCAACCCAGAGAGAUGUUUUCAAAGUCUCAUAUUUGCAAGUAGCUCAAUUAGUCCAUGUAUGGUUAAAAUCUCUUCCCUGAGAUUUAUCUAUUAGACAUGUUCCCAGAUAUCCUACAAGGGACCUUAAAAUGGUUAUGAGUAUACUGAUUGCAACGAAGCAUGGGAGUCUGUCUUGUCACCUACCCUUUCUACAGUGACUGACAACUUAUCCUUGGCCUUACUUUAUGAAGAGAUGUUUGGUAGGAUAACUGGAGUCAUAUAGCAUCCAUUUUAAAAUGUGGUCCCAUUGGUCUGCUGCUUCCCAUCAAAAUGGUAAAACUCUGAUCGCUAAUCAAGUAGGUUUUCCUGCCUCAACCCACCUAUGAUUUUUGCCCCUACGAUAUAAAAGUUUAUGUAGUUUAUGUUUAUAACAUUUAAUGUAAUUUUGUCUGAAUGGAAUCAGUCCCAAACAAAAUGUACCAUUCUAUUGUAUGCAUGUGUCUAAUGUGUUGAACUCGGGCAAGAUUCUGGUAGGUAUUUAUACACAUUUGACAUUUUUGUACUGUUAAAUGCUAAAAUUCAAUGAUAUGAAAUAGUUUUGCAUACUUUUUGUGGCAGAAAAAAGAAAAUAAAGUGCAUGAGUUAUUUUUCAAAGCAAUCAAAAAAGUAAUUUUACUUCAAAACCUGUGAAGAUACACUGAAGUGGUUGCAGUUGCAUUUUGGUGCAAAUACUGCGACACAGUAAGAACAAAUAAUUCUAAAUUCUCAGAUCAUGCUAUAAUCAUGCAAUCACAAUUUGUGCACUUUUUUUGAACAAUGCAUGCAUUUUGCUGCUAAAGAUAAAUUAGUCUCUCUGUGUAUAAAAGUAUUCCAUCCCCAAGAUAAUUAUUUUUUUUAAAUAAAUCAUCAAAGCAGCCUUCUGAAUUAUAAAAAAAAAAUAUUUAGUCAUUGACCUCAAAUUCAUGUUACUUGAACUUCUUUCACUUACGAGUCCUUGUGCACAUGGAACUUAAUGUACAUGCUCAGAGAAAUAAAUCAAUGCACAGAAAUGUCUUUUAUAAAAUUCUAAUAAAAGGUAUAAAGGUAUAUUAUAGGAAGCUGGAGCAGAUGUUUUCUUCUUAAGUGAAUGAGACUCUCUGUAUGCUACAUUGUACAAUUACCAUUAGUCACUCUCUGCUUGGAGUUUUCAUAAUUAGAAAUGGUAUUGAAUUGAAAAAAAAAUAAAAAGCACGCACACGCACACACACACACACACACACACACACACUCUCUCUCUCUCUUUCUUUCUAACUCUCUCUCUCUGAAUAAGUAAUAAAAAAAAAAUCCAGGGCACUCACUCAUUCACUAAAUUUCAAGUCUCACAGAAUAUAAUAGUGUGGGGGUUUUUUUUUAACACCUACCUUAGGCAAAAAUAAUGGGGGUUAAAGUACAAUAUAUGAUCAUUCUGGUCAUACUGGGAAUCUCUUCAGUGCAAGGUUAAAUAUGGCCCUGGAAUGAGGUGCCUGUGACAGGGAGGGGUGCAAAACCGGGGAGCUGGCCUGGACUCCUAAAUAAAUAUACAUAAAACGAAGAGGCUGCACUCACCUGAACAUGCAUUAUAAGGUGCUGCUGGGGCCAAUUCAUAACAAGAUCCAGUGCACUCACUAAACACUAUUUAACAUUCAGAGAGUCCCAGGAGGAAGCAUUUCCCAAAUUUCCCAUAUAAGUGGAUUGAUCUCAUAAGAGCAGGCAUUAGGUUGCUAGGAUAGUACCUGUCAAUAAUGGGGUAAAUUGACAUUGUGGCAGGCUUAUGCAAUCUAUGAUCAUAUACUGUAACUAAAUCCCUAUUAUUUUUUGCAUAGGUAAGGUGUUUUGUUUACAAUCUGUGAGACUUGAAAUUGCUAUUUAGUGAAAAAGCGAGUGCGCUGGAUCUUGUAUGUUGUAUGAAUUGGCUCCAGUAGCACCCUAUAAUGUAUGCAUGUUCAGGUGGGUGCAGCCCUCUUGGUUUAUAUAUAUAUAUAGUUUUCAAUACAGUAUUUCAUGAAAAAGUAGGCUAUAGCAUGAUUUCACAGCCAGUUUGUUAAUUAAAUAAAGCAGUGGGGUGCACUUCCUUGUUUGUUGAGUGUGUUAUCGGCUGGCUGUCAGUUACACCGGGGUAAGAAAUUUAAAUUUAGUAACAAGUGGUGCUCAGUUUCUAUAUAUAUACAUACAUACAUUUUAAGUAUAUACUUUGCAGGUGACUGAUUAGACACUUAAUGGUUAAUAUUAUGUUGUACUUUGCUUAGAUAUAUCUCAUUACUAUAUAUAUAUAUAUAUAUAUAUAUAUAUAUAUACUAUAUAUUAAAUAUCUAUGAUAUAUCAUUGAUCUAUCUCACACUGUCUGUUUCUUUCUUUCUUUCUAUAUAUAUAUAAAGAGAUUAUAUUUUACAGAUAUUUAUUUUUAGCAAUAUAUGUUUUACUAAGGUUUAACAUUAUAUUGACCCUAAGCAGUCAGCUGCUUAAGCAAUUGCCUGCCAAGUAUGUACUCUCUUGUAUGGGACCCCUCCUUCUUAUAAUGUAUGUAGGACAAAUGUACUAUUUGCUAAAUUCUGUUUUAAGUCUUUAUAACUAUAAAAACAGUCCCCAAUUCCUGAUAGCUUUAUAUUAAUAAAAUAUGCAUGUAUGUUGGGUGGAGGGAAAACAUAUAUUCUUGGUUUUUCUUUUCUUGCUUUUUUUAACUUACAUGUGUAGUUGAUAAAGGGAAAAAUAUAUAUCUUAUUUUUUUAAACUGGAUCUAAUUUCAUUAAAAAAAGAUAAUUUCCAUAUUCUGUCAUACUGGAUUGCGUGCUGUUUAGCAGACUGAUAUUGCUGUUCUAAAUAGCAUAGAUGUAUAACACACAGGAGACACUCCUUGAAAGUAUAGCUUACGUGUUUUAAGCAGCUCUUCAGUGUGGGCACAGCUUCUAAGUACAUCCAUUUUUGACAAAGAACAUACUACAUUCAGGUGUCAAUGACCAUUGGCUUGCUUCUCGAAGAGCAAGCAACAUAUAAGUCAUAUAUACCCCUCUGGUUGGUAAAAAGAAAUGUGUGUAUUCCUCAUUCUUGGUUCCUCCACUUGAAGCAUGGGAGUGUGAGUGUUCUGCACAGUAUCUUAGCUGUUCUAGAACUGAUCUCUUCUAGACUGAGAUACCAGAUGUCCCAUUUAGAAACUGCUGAAGCCACUCCACCAGCUUGUGUGUCUAUCACUACUACUGUACUACUACCUUCACUCUUAAAGGGACACUCCAGGCACCCAGACCACUUCUGCCCAGCUCAUUGGAGUGGUCUGGGUGCCAACUCCCACCACCCUUAACACUGCAUGUGUAAUUAUUGCAGUUUUUAUAAACUGCAAUAAUUACCUUGCAGGGUCAAGUACUCCUCUAGUGGCUGUCUACCAGACAGCCACUAGAGGGACUUCUGUGUUCUUAGAACACGCAAAGUGUUUUAAAUGACACUGGACAUCCUCGCUCUAUGCAUGAGGACCUCCAGUGUCACCGGAAUCCCCAUAGGAAAGCUUUGUAUAAUGCUUUCCUAUUGGAAAGGUCUAAUGCGUGCAUGGCCAUUGGCGCGCAUACUUAGUAUGUCUCCCCGCUGGCUGGUGUCGGCAGGGUAGGAGCAUGGGCGGAGCCUGAUUCAGCGCUGAGAGACAUCGGCGCUGGAUUCAGAUAAGUCACUGAAGGGGUUUUAAACCCUACAGCAACAUGGGAUGGGGUGGGAGGGAGACGGGCACUGCAGGGUCCUGCAGUGCCAGGAAAAUGGAUAUGUUUUCCUGGCACUGGAAAGUCCCUUUAACAUUCUUUCUAGCUCCUCUUUCAGUCCUUGGUAUUUCUGUACCUUCUUAUGUUCCUUCUUCUUGAUAGACAAUUAAUAGCAUAUAGCUGAUGGAUAAAGUAUCAGGUUUUCUGAUACAAUAUUUACAAUUGUUCCAAUUUCAUGGUUUGGUUCAGACAUUUCUGACCUUCCUGGCCAAUGCUGAAUGAUCAUGGGUCUUUCUGUAUCACAGUUUUCAAUUGAUUUUUUUUUAAAUACAAUAUUUAUUUCAUCAAGUUUGAAAAGAAAGUAUUUUUUUUUUAAAGAACACCACAGUGUCACUUUAAUUUUAACCCUGCAAUGUAAAAUAAUGCAAUUUUUCAGACAGAAAUUAGUUAAACAGAAAAUUGACAGUCUCUAUCUAUAGUCUUCUGGGCAAAGAGUGAAGCAGGGAAGACCAGAGAGACGAACUGUUCAAACACUGCCUGACCUAAGGUGCAUGUAUAUAGCUGGAUUAUCCUGUCAUAUACUAAAAGUUGAGAAGUGUCUUUUUCUUAUUGUUUUACAUAUACCUUCAGUUAAAAAAAAAAUCUAUUUCCUUUUAAAACUUGAUAAAGGAUUAUUAUAUUACAAUUAGUUUUGAGAUAACCAUUGUCCUUUGACCUAGAACAUGAGAAUAAAUUAUGACAUUUUGAUUGGUUUUGUUAUAUUUCUUAGCAAUCCACACUUAAUAUAUAUUCACUUUUUGCUAUUUUGAGUGUAUUAUAUUCUUUGACUUCAGCCUGGUCUCACUUUCUACAACUUGAGUUUACAACGGCAAAUUUACAGUUUGAUGAGUUUAGUAUGUACUGUGAAAGCAGUGUACAUGUUUACAGUAUCGGAGUUAGAUCCACAUUAAUGGAAUACACAUCAAUUUUUUUCUUUGAUCCACUACAUGUUUAAAUAUGUAUUUAUAUGAAAGGUCAGUGACUUUAUUAGGUAAACGGAAAUUAGUAAUAGACUGGAUAUCAGCGAAACUGUGGUUAUGGCGUACUUUUUUGACGUAGCAAUCUUAUGGUCAUGACAUCAUCAUGUCCCUACCUCUCUACCUUUAUAUUGUGAUACUGAAUGUCAAGUGAAACUCAACCAUACAUGCCCACAAUGAAGGCGAAACCCAGCUAUCUUAUGAAAACAUAUUGAGCAAACAAAGCAAGAGGAGAAAGAGGUGGUGAUAGCUGCCCUUGAGAAGGGGAGUCCAGUAGAGCAGAAGCAACAGAGAGAACAAGCUGGGAUUUUUCACAACUUGCCAUCAUGUCGGUUACAAUGUGCCAAACCUUGGGCUUUGUUGUCUCAGCCCUGGGCUUCGCUGGGAUCAUCGCAGCAACUGGACUGGACAUGUGGAGUACACAAGAUCUUUAUGAUAACCCAGUGACUGCAGUAUUCCAGUAUCAGGGCCUGUGGAGAAGCUGUGUAAGGCAGAGUUCUGGAUUUACGGAGUGCCGACCUUACUUUACCAUUCUUGGCUUACCAGGUCAUUUUGAUUUUCUUUAUAAAUAGAAAUACAGAAUUCGCCUUAGUGGAAAACCUGUACAAAUGUACCAUUUUAAAAGGAAGGGAAAUAGGAAUCAUGAAGUCACAUAGUUGAAUGUGUUCUAACUAUUUAAAUAUAGGGAGUGGAAAGUGACUACCUGGCAAAAUGGAUUAAAUAUCUAUUUAUCAUCUAUCUCUCUCUCUCUCUCUCUCUCUUUCCAUCUAUCUAUCUAUCUAUAUAUGUAUAUAUAGAUAGAUAGAUAGAUAGAUAGGUAGAUAUUAGCUGAUAUAGAUUUUGCAAGUAUAUAUAUGUUUAUUGCCAUCCUGAUGAAAGCCCAUGUAUUGGGGCUGAAACGUCAAUAUUUUUAAAUGUUAUAGAAUAAAAGUUAUAUUUUAUUUUUACUAUCAUCAAGUCCUUGGAGUGUGGUCAUUUCCAAAUAUAUAUAUAUGCAUGUUUGUGUUUAAUGGAGAAAAUCUUGUAAUAAUAUUACAUAAUAAGUUAUGGAACAUUUUUGGCAGCUCACUAAAAGAUAAUAUUUUCCCAUAUUUGAUACUGGAUUUAGCUUCAGCUCUUUGUAUCUCUCUCUUAAUCCCUCCAGCCCUCUCAUUAGCUUUGUCUUAAAUGGGAACAUAAAUAUACAGACAAUAGCAAUUAUUUAUCAUUUAAUUAGAGUUUUCCAAGAAAUUGUAUUAUUAUGCACCCAUCACUGUGUAUAACUAAUCAACCUACUCCAAAUACCAUAUAUCAUAUUUGUGCUGCACUGGUUUUAAUCUACAUGACUAAUCUGUGUUAUAUGCAGAGUUAUACACUAUACUGUGAAUUGUAAUAAAUGCUAGCAUUAAGGAUAAAAUAUUUUCCAACUAAGGUAAAGUCACAGUUUGGUUAUUUUAAGAUUAGUUUAACUAGAAUACAGAGUUUAGUGAAUAAACCUCUAUGUGUUGUAUAACAGAAUUGACUAAGUUUAAAUGUUAGUGGUGAAAUGGACAAACACUCAUCUAUGCCUCUUCAAAAUGCUAUCUGUAAGGAUUUACAAGUGCCUAGAAAGUAAAAGAUCUUCUCAUAUUUAGAAAUUGGUGCCAAUUUUCUAUUACAGGAAAUGUGCGCUUAACAAACUAUUUAUUUUACUUCUUCAAAAAAGAGUUCUACAUAAACAUCAAUUCAAUUCAACAGAUUUAGUAUAUAGGGUAUGAUUCAGAAUAGAACUAAGAAACAAGAAGGAAUAAUGUCACUUUAAUAAAUGUAGGUCUUUGUUAUAUGAAGCAGAACAUGUCUUAUCAGUAGUACGGGUGUGCUGCUCUUAUCAGUAAGUUCCUUCUAUUUAUUUACUAUUUCGUUACAGUCCACACCCUGGUAAUGAAUAAUGGGACUCCCAUUUCAAAGUAAUUUGUUUGGUCUGAUUAGGACUCAUAUGAUUUGUCAUUUUAUAUCAAUGCAAUGUAUGUAUUUUUCAAAGUGUACUAAGUCAAUGCCAUAUGUUAUUUAACAAUUCAAACACAUCGUUAGAACUAUUUUUCUUUUAACUGGUUUUGAAUGUGUCCAGUACGUAGCUAAUGAGAACAGAAAAAAAUCAGGCAGUCAAUAAUAUUAAAAUAUAUCCCUGGCUGAUAAUUAGUUUAAUCUAUUUCAGCAUAUUUUGCCUUUGGGAAGGAAAACUUGCUGAAACAUAUAUUUAAGUGGUCUUCUACCUUUGGUUAUCACGUCCAUUUAGAGGUUAUCGCCAAAUGUCUGUCUCUCACCUCAUCUAUGAACUUUCAUAGCACAUAAAUAAGGGGAUCUCCACUUUAAAUAAAUGUUUAAAGAUUAAAGGUGGUUGUAGUGGUAAAGGGUAUACUUAGCUGAAGUAUGCAGAGGAUGUAAGUAUAAAACACAAUUACCUCAGCAACAAGUCUUUUUAUUGGUAGGUGCUGACAUCUUCCCAAAAUGGCACUCAAACAUAUGUGUAUGAUUAUCUUCUCAUGGUAACGCCAAGCAUGAACAAUAGCAUCAAGCAAAUGUCCCAUGAUGCUUUGUGUAACACACUGCAUCAUGGGAUACCAGUGAAUACCAUUGUAUAUCAAGCUGUGCCUUGACAAUCUACCCUAUAGUCAAGUAAACAUAGUAAAUAAAAAAAAAAUGCAACAACAUUUUGAAAUAAAAAGAGCACAUACCGUAGAUAACGGUUGUUAAUUUUUAAUUAGGUGUGUGUUUAUGAAAAAAUAUUGGUGGGUAAAAGAUAGGGAAAAAAAGCCUUGUCCAAAUGAAAAUCAUGAUUUUUUUUUUUCAGGGUGAGGGUUUUUGUAUUAAUCAAUGAUUUGAAACAGUUUUGAUACUUUUUGCAAAAUGUGUAUUUGUUUUAGCCCCAACCACAACAUUCAAAAUUAUAUAUAAGUAUUUAGAAUUAUACUUUAACACGUUUGGGGUAAUCAAGUGGUUUGAAUGUGUAUUGAAUGUGUAUUUUUUUUCUUCCAGCUUUGUUCCAGGCAUGCAGAGCCCUGAUGAUUGUAGGGAUUGUAUUAGGGGCUAUUGGUUUGCUUAUUUCAAUCUUUGCACUGAAGUGUAUCCGAAUUGGUAGCAUGGAAGACUCAGCCAAAGCCAACAUCACUUUGACUGCUGGUAUCAUGUUCAUCAUAGCAGGUAUGUAACUCUUUCUUACCAUAUCAAUCAGUCAAGGAAUGUGAACAGUGAUCUCAUAAAGGCUUGGUCAGGGUCCUGUGAGGCUAAGAUAAGUCAUACAGCUAUUAGUCCUUGUUUUUGUGGUUGGAGUUGGGUAUGUGCCUAUUCACAUUAUGUUGGGUUUUUUAGUCUGAUACAUUUGUUACUGCCCAUUUCAAUGGGGGAGCAUGGGUGGUCUUCCCUAGUUAUCUUUUCUCCCCACCUCCCCCCUGUCCUCUUUAACCUAUUUAUUAGUUUGAGUCCUUUUGUUUCCUUUAGUUUGUUUUUCUUAUUUGCAUUUCCUGCAUGUUUCGAUUUAAAGUUUUUAGCCAAAGAGGGUUCUACUCAAGGUUGUCUUGUGGAUUUUUCUUUUUUUCCAUCCUUAUUAAUAGUUUGUUGACUAAACAUUGAGGCAUUGAUAAAUAAAGAUUGUCAAAAAAUGAAGGCUUGAAAACAUUCAGUGUGGUCUAAAAUGCGUAAAAAAAACACAAAAAAAUAGUCAGAAAAAAAAAGAUUUUUAAGGGGCCACCUCCUCAUUUCUUGACUCAGAAGUGGACAAUAGUGGAAGAACGUAGAUGUGUAUAUUCACUGGCAAUGAUAUCUGUUCAAAAAGGGUUAUUCCAACCAAAAACAGUGUUUUAAUAAAAUACUGUUUUUGGGUGGAGUAAGCAUAGAAAUAAAGAAAGAAAAAAAACAAAGAAAGAAAUUAAGAAGGAAAAGGAUUACUCCAACCAACAUAACGGCAAUAGCUCACUUUAGUGGUUAUUAUGGUAGGAAUACCCUGGUGCCUUUCCCUGGUAAUAGGACAAAAAAUUUUUGCCCAUCAGGCACUGAGUCUCCUUUCCUGCUGGCUUAUAACAUCUGGCUUCUGCAGAGCCGCAGAAGCUGAAUGCCAACCCUGCUAGCUAUUCAUUGGCAGAGAGCAUCAGCUUAUUGUCAUGAAUGACAUUCCACGCAUGGAAAUAUGUACAGAAUUAACAUUAGCAAGGCCAGAACAAGAGUGAAUGAUGCCCGAUUCACUCUGCUGGUGGUUGAUUUAUACCUCUGGCACCAGUCUCAGUAUGUGCAGCAUGUACAAUCUCCAGGUACCAUGAUCACUUCAUAUUACUGAUGAGGUCAUGAUGCUUCAAGUAUCCCUUUACCUUUUAUUUGUUGUAUAUGAUCUGCUGAAUAUAAGUUUAUCUUUAUUGUUUUAAAUUUUAUUUUAGAUGGAUUACUUGUUGAAUAAAAUGUGGGUAUUUGUCAAUAAUUUAUCUAUUUACUUUGAGUGACUGUCUAACAUAGAUCUGUGAUUGGUGUAUCCUAUGUUGAUGUGAUAUAUCAUAUUAUAUAUAUUUCUUAUAUUUUAAUAUUUUGAAAAAAAAUAUUUUAAAAGUUUAUCCAAAAAUAUGAAGUCAUUUAACAAAAAUGUAUAUUUGAUAUCAUUUAUAGUAACUUGAGAAUAAAAUAACCUAGUAGUUCAUAUUUCAUUAAAUAUCCAUAUAUUUAUUUUAAAGCCCCAGAAUAUGUACAUGUUUGUGUAUUUGUUCACUUAUUUCACAAAUGCUUACAUUUCUCUUCAGGAUUGUGUUCCAUUAUUGGAGUUUCAGUAUUUGCAAACAUGUUGAUAACAAACUUCUGGACGACCACGGCUAGCAUGUACACUGGGGGUGCCAUCAGUGGAAUGGGAGGUAUGGGAGGCAUGCAGACUCUACAGACAAGGUAACUUCCCUCUGGACUGUAAAAUGUUUAUAAUACUUAGAUAGUUACUCCUACAUGGGUACAUAUUUAACUCAAAGUCAUAAAGAUCACAGUUUCUUUAUCUUUUUUCUUGAUUUCUAGAUACACAUUUGGCUCUGCACUUUUUGUUGGAUGGGUGGCCGGUGGUCUGACACUAGUUGGUGGGGUCAUGAUGUGCAUAGCAUGCAGGGGACUAACGCCUGAGGAAACAACGUAAGUAAUUAUAGACUUUAAGCAAAAAUGACGCAUUUAAAUUUGGAUUAUGAUAUUCAAACUUAUGUAAAGCUUAUUUUUUAAAUUUCCUUGCACUCUACCUAUCUUCCCAAAUAUCUAUAUACCUCUCCAAAUUAUCCUCCUAGAUAUACUCAUGUUUCCUGAAAUGAAAACAAACAUGUUUAGAGUGCUUUAACUUCUUUCACCAUCUCAAUCUAUAUAAUUGGACUAUUUAUGCAUCUUCUUUUCAAUCAUAUCUUGCAACCUUGAUGUUAUCCAUAUCUAAGAAUAAUCUCUAUUCUUUGGAAAUCACAUUCACCUUAACUCAUCGUUUUCACCUCUCUAGUAUGCUAAACAUUUGCCUAUUCAUGGAUACCUUUACUACAGAACUCCUGCUCAUCCACAUAUUGCUAAUCAAACUAAUGACAAUUAUUGUUUCCUUCAACUCCUUCCUUGCCAUAUCCCUCUCAUCUAUCUCCUUAAAUACAACUACUCUGGCAUGCAUCUAUGCUGUUUUUUGUUUUUGUUUUGCCCCUUUGUUGUCAGUGGUUACACUUUCUAUUUUCUGGUCUCUACCAAUGAGAGUUACUAUAUACGUAAUGUUUUUUCCCCUAACCUCAACACAACUAACUGCAACACAACUAAUACCGCAACUGUUCCAUUGAAGUCUACUGGGAAAAAAAAAACUAUAUUUAUUAAGCAAAGUAAAUUAUUACUCUUCUAAGAGAAUCCAGCUUGGUGUAACACAAAUAUGUACAAAUCAUUUACCAGAAACCUUAAACUAGUCAAACAUGUUAUAUAAAUCCAAUGGGCUCAUCAUAUACACACACAGGUUACACGAUUACUGAGAAUUUCUCUAGAAAUAUUGCUUUUUAAUUCUUUGCACCAGAAUUAUUUCAAUUCUACAAUGCAAUGCACCAAUUUGUAUCAAGCCAACAAGCAUUUUUUUUAUAUAUCUAUAUGAUUAUACAUCUUAUAUUUGUAUAUAUCUAAAAAAAAAGUAACAUUGCAUACUGCAACAAUCUGGUAUUUUGGCUAUAUAUAUAUAUUAUUCUAUUGCAUAUUUUCUAUUUAAUUGCUGAAAAUUUAAAUAUGGAAAAUGUGUUUUUUUUUUAAAUUAGAAAUGAUACCUUAGGACAAACACAAGAAGUAAAAAAAAAUGUCAGUUCUCAAAUGUACUUGAAAUGGUUUAAUCCACUUGUAAAUUAGAUUUUAUUGCUAGCACUCCAAGGAAUCAACUUUUUCUGAGUUUGAAAUACAUGUUAUUCUCACCUUUGGUCUAAUUUUAUCCCACUUCUCUUGUCUUACCCGCUUGUUAGUUCACCUCUAAUGUGACUUGUGGAAUACGUGUAUUGGCACUUUAUCAAUAAGAUUUAGAUUGAUGAUAAUAUAAAUUGAAUAGUAAAAUUGCAAUGGGUCUAUCCAUCUAUCAGCAGGUUAGGUGAGAUUUCAAUUUACUUGUUCAAUUUCAGCUAGACUACUGUGAUUGGGAAAUAUCUUCAACACAGACAAAUCAGUGUUUCCCCUCCCACAUUAUGUAGUGAAUAAACCCAUAUGAACUUUAUAACCAGUGGGUCCAUGGUGUGAAUGUGUAAAUAUAUGUAAAAGAGUAUAUUUAUUUAUUUAUAACAUAUUUUACCAAGAUGGUUACAUUGAGAUUUCUCUUGUUUUCAAGUAUGUCCUGGGUCCACAAAACAUUGUAUUGUUACAAUAUUACAAAAAUACAAUAUACAAACUAUAUAUAUAUAUAUAUAUAUAUAUAUAUAUAUAUAUAUAUAUAUAUACACAUAAACACAAAUAUUAAUUUAAUACAUAACAGAUAAUAAACAUAUUCAACCAUGAAAGGUGCAUUCUAUGCUGAGGUAUAUUACCAUAGAUCUCUUAAAAGAUUUUAGAUUGAAUGAAGAUUUAACUGUGUCCCUGAGGUUAUUCCAUAAUUGCGGUGCUCUGUAGGAAAAGGAGGAUCGAGACACUUUAUUUUUGUAUUGUGGUAUGCUAAAUAUUGUACUAGUAUUGGAUCGGGGGCUAUAGUAGGUGGGAACAUCCAGGGAGAGCAUUCUACUCAGAUAGGAUGGGAGCUUCCCAGAAAUGCUUUUAUGCACAAGGCUGGAAAGAUGAAGAGUGUGUCGGGAUUCCAGCAACAGCCAGUUUAGCUCUUUUAACAUGUCACAAUGGUGGGUAAAGUAAUUACAUUCUAGUACAAAGCAGCAGAACAAAUUAUAUAACGUAUUAAGUUUAUUAAGGUGGGUUUGUGGUGCGGGUGCAUACACGACAUCCCCAUAAUCAAUGUUUCCUUACUGUAGGGCUUAGGCAGGAUUUGUUUCUGUAGAGGGCACCUAGUUUUGGGAAAAGUUUUGAAGAGAUUUUUUCAAUGUGAAGGCCAAAGGAUAGAUUGAGGUGUAGCAACAUACCUAGAUAUUUAAAAUAGCAAACUGCCGUCAAUGUGCUAUUUGAAUUUGUUCUGAUACAAAUUGUUGAUUUUGUAGUUUACGUAAUUUAGAUACAGUUCCAAAGAUCAUUGUAACGGUUUUGUCACUGUUUAGGAAGAGUUUGUUAUCCACUAUCCACUUUUCUACCUCUGUAAAUUGGUUUUGGAGCACAGCCUCAAGCUGCGGUAGCGUGGGUUUACUAGCGUAGAUUACAUAUAGAUUAUAUAUAAUAAUAUAUAUAUAUAUAUAUAUAUAUAUAUAUAUAUAUGCAGAACAGCAACAUCAUUUUAAAAUAAAAACAAUCAAAAUACUUAAAUAUUGAUUCUUUAUUGAAUUAAAUAAUUGUGUGUUCUCUUUCUGAUAUAGGUACAAGGGUGUUUCCUACCAUGUGUCUGCUAAGAGCCCAGGAUACAAGACAUCAGCCUAUGAAGACAAGAGUAAAAAAUCAAUUUAUAAUGAAUCUCGACGCAGUGAUGCUCCUUCAAAAUUUGAUUAUGUGUAAUACUAUUAAGGCAUUGCCCAUUUAUCUUUCAUGACAGAGUGUUAUUCUGUAUAAUUUAGGGAGCCUUGUGUAUUGAGCAGUGUAAUAUGAGACAUGGUUUAAAACUUGAAGACAACACAGUUUUGUAAACUUGGACAAUUACUUUUGACAACACAAUUUACAUUUCUAAAGAAAUAUUUGAUAACUAAUAUCCAAUUUCUACCUUUCAAUUGUUCUUCCUCACUUAUAUUUACAUAUAAGACUUGGGGGGAUGUUCUUUAAAGAAAAUCGUUCUUCCUACAUAAGUUCCAUAUAUGUUUCAGACUGAGAAUUCCUAAAUAUUAGACACUUUUUUCCUUAUUGAUCAAUAUAUUUUAUUCACCCAUAUUCAUGUUAUGGAAUAGCUGAUGGUGGUGAUGGAAAAUGCUCUUUUUUAGAACCAGUUUAGAAUAGAAUACUCAAAUUUAAAAUCCAUCGUUCUGCUCCAAGACCUACUUGGAGAUUAUGACAUGUUUUGUCUUUAUAUGAACUUCUGUAUUGUUUUGAUGUCCUGUAUUCUAAUUAUAUCAAGCAAUUUCAUAUUUUUCUAUGUAUUUCUUCUGAUGAUAUUGAUAAAAAUGUUUCAGCCACUUAAAUUACCUGUAAAAGGGAUAAUCAAUCUUGGGGGGUAGUAGUCAGCUUACAUAGAGCUUAAUAAAUUGUCAACAAACACAUUUUAUUGCACAUGUGAUAAACAUGUAUUGCACUUGAAAUUAGGUAGACAUAUGUGCAGGAUUACUGAGUGAGUUCUCUACAGAGUCAUCUUAACAACAUGUUAGAAUAAAAAAAGUGAUACAUAGAAAGCCACAUUCUUAUAGUGAAACAAGAAUUUAUUGAAAAACAGCAAAUUAAAAAAAAAUCAUAUUUACGAUACAUAUAGUUUUCAUUGCUUGAUUCAUGUUGUUCAGUGGUUUCCACUAUUUGUUUUGUUUUUCUUAUAAACAUUUUUCAUUACUUUAAAAAAACAACUUGUAUUUAAUAAGCAGUUGCAUAUCUUAUUUAGAACAUAAUCAUUCCUGAAUCUUUGCACAGAACACUCUUAUUUUAAAUUCAAGUUUACAUAGAAUACUGAUGGUUUUGAUUGAAAGUAGAACUAAAUCCAUUUUGUAUAAAUUCAAUAUAUUGUGACCGUUCUCUAGUAUUUAUUUUCAAAAAGUAUUUUUUUCCAAAGGACCUUACUGCAAUAAACUGUGUAAACACAUAUAGAAAGUUCAGAAUGUGUGAUCAAAAAAGUUUCCUUCACAUCUGCUAAGGACUAUAAACACGGACAUUUUGCAAUGCACGUUCUUGACUAGGAAGGGGAUUUUGAAGAGUUUUCAAGAGCUCUUCAAAACACGCAAAAUGAGGCAAUUGCUAUUCAGAUCUUGGGUGCCUUAUUCGUCUCAAUACAUUCCAUUCCUAGCAUAGCUACUGCAAACUCUUGAUGUAUUUCUCCAUUAGAGAACACAUAAAUCUAGUUGGUUUACACACUGCCAGAGGCCCAUGGUAGCUCAUAGUGAAGCAAGAUAGAUGCACUGAGGGAACAUUUCCAUCACAUUUUCAAAAUUGAGCAUGGGAGUUUUCCUGGUUUUAUUGUUAAACUUUAUCUGUAAGGUGAAGUAAUUUGAGGGUCUAUGGAAUAUGCAUAACUUGAAUUUAAUUUACAAUUCUGCUCUUGUUACUUGAACAAAGGUGGGUUUCAUCCAAACAUGCCCUGUCUUAACAUUAAAACCCUAUUAAGGGCACUCUACAAUAUGAUUUAAACGUCAAACAAAUUGUAAUGUGUCAAGACAUUUAUGGAAUAGGCAUUUAAUAUAUAUAUAUUUUACAUAUGUGUAUCUUUUUUUCCAACAUAAGAGAAUUCUAAUUUGAACAAGGAUUUUUUUCCCAAGAGCUACUUUUUACAUUCACUUGUGUUGGGCCUUCCAUUUGAUAUUUUUGUACACACCAUGACAUAUAAAUCUAAUUUAAAAAGAUGUCAUGCAUCAAUAUCAGUGGUAAUUCUAAAAAAAGACAUUUGUGGUUUACACUCCAUGAAAGAAAACUAUUGGAAACAAAAUUCAACAGCAGCUGGAGUGCAAAAAUUAGAAAUUUUGAAUUAGAAUCAAUAAUCUUUCAUGGGAAACUAUUAAUUCUUUUUUUCAUCCUCCGUGUCAUCUAUAACUUAAAGAUCUUUUAAUUACAUCAUUUUCAUAGAUCAUCUCAUUAUUUUUUUAGUUAUAGAGAACAACAUAAUGAUAUUUUGGGACCAAUAUGUCAUCGUAAAAAGCUGAUGAAACAUGCAUGUGAACUUUCCAAUUUCCCUAAACCAUCCUCCAAUACUGCUAUAAAUAAAAAGACCUCAAUUUAAUAAGCUUUUCAAAUGAUUCAAUACUGUUACAAAAACUUUCCAAACGGUUUAUCUGCGAAAGUCACCAUUAAAGCCUAUGGGAUUAUUUUGUAGAUUAAUCAUUUGUGUUUUCUAACAGUAUUGAAUCAUUUGGAAAGCUUGUUACAUCAACGCCAAGGUUGGAUCGAGCAAUACAGUACAUACAGUAUGCAAAUAUGUAUUAAUACAAAUAUACAGCUUAUUAUUUUAAUGAGGUUUAAAGCAUGCCCACAAACAUGCUUACUUUUUUUAUUGUUUAAAAGAGAAAAUUCAGAAUCAAAUACAUUAAUAAAUUAGACUAGGUAUUUGUUAAACAUUUUCCAACAAGAAAUGUAAUGUAUUAAUUUAUGUUUAAUGAGAUUAUCUGUCCUACUUGAUAACAAGUUUGAUUUCAUACGUGAGAGUUUUAUAAAGUGCAUUGUACCCCAGUGACUUUCAAUCAUUUCUGAAGGAAUGGAUCUUUGUUGCGAACAGCCCCUUACCAUAAACCUGUCUCAAAUAUUCUACUUUUUAUUGUUAUUGUACUUUACACUUUGUAGUAAUGUUUAUGUUUAGCUAUAUCCAUUAGAGUAAAAGACUAAAACAUAAUUAAUUAAAUGUUUGUUGUAUGAUUAAUCACUAUAAUAGGCAACUGAUUUUGUAAACAUUUUUCAUAUGUUGUAUGCUAAAAUUCUCAAUGUUCUCUUUUUCUUUUUAACUAAAUAGAUAUUGUAUGGAGUUUACAUUUUGGUUAUAAAAUAAUAAUGAGAAAAAAAACCGAAACUUAUAUG